GUUGGUUUGACGUCACACGUGUGCGCCAAGACUCGUUUGUCAGUAAGAAAAGUCACUUGCCUUAAUGUUUCUAGUUUUAUUUAUUCGUUCCGAGAGCACAUUUUGUGUUUAUGACCCAGAUUGUUUGUCUUGAAAUCACCUGACUGACACCUUUUUCUUCGUCCUUGACGUCGGUUCCGUACGACUCAGUCAUGUCUCUGGGUUUCCUGAGGUUUGUUUUGAGUCAGGCACUGAGCCGCAGUCCUCUUCGACCCAUCAGCCUGGUCACCUCACCCCUGGCGAGAAGCCCAUCCGCCCUCAGGCCAGCAUGUUCUUGCCAUAUUGUGUCGCCCUGGCUAUGCAUGUCCUUCUCCACAGACACUGAGAGCGGGGACCCCAACACAACAGAUUUCCAGAAGGAGACUAAAAAGCUGGACCCGAGAGCACGAGUCACUUUCAGCAGCGUGGGUAGAAAGAUUGGCCAGCGGCAUAUACAGUUAUUGGGUGAGGAUGGUGAAGAUUUGGGUACGAUGCACCGUGCUGAUGUGAUACGACUGAUGGACCAAACAGGCCUGAAGCUAGUUGCCAUAAAUGACAAUUGUGAUCCUCCAUUAUACAGACUGAUGAAAGGGAAACAGAUCCACGAAGAACAGAUGAAACUUAGAGACACACAGAAAGCCAAGAAAGGGCCUGUCCAAUCAAAGGAGCUCAUUUUCUCCUCUGAUAUCUCCUUGCACGACUUGGACACUAAACUGCGGCAAGUCGUCAGCUGGCUGGAAAAGAACAACCACGUCAAACUCACAAUCAGAGCAGGAGCUGGCGGUGGCACGUCACUGGACACAGUCUUAACACAGAUGGUGGAGAGGAUAUCAGUGCCUGUUGGCUUUGUAUCGAAACCGUCUGUUGUUCGCGGGGGUCGUGCUGCCAUGUGUGUCCUUCGGCUCGCUUCUGCUAAAGAACUGCAGAAAAAGGGAGUAGAGACUUCGAACAAGAGUUUAAAACCUGACUCAGAGACACCAACAUCUCAGUGUAGCUCCUCUACAGAGGAAUCAAAAGACUUGAAGCAACAAUAA
Molecule: messenger RNA, 1052 nt
Organism: Labeo rohita (rohu)
Lineage: Eukaryota; Metazoa; Chordata; Actinopteri; Cypriniformes; Cyprinidae
Gene: mtif3
Product: mitochondrial translational initiation factor 3
Exons: 4
Coding region: 192-1052 (286 amino acids)
Biological process (GO): ribosome disassembly; mitochondrial translational initiation
Cellular component (GO): mitochondrion
Molecular function (GO): ribosome binding; translation initiation factor activity
Source: RefSeq, a predicted model, not a curated record